This is a messenger RNA of Astyanax mexicanus (Mexican tetra), 1733 nucleotides long. Its product is annotated as zona pellucida sperm-binding protein 4. Lineage: Eukaryota; Metazoa; Chordata; Actinopteri; Characiformes; Acestrorhamphidae. Gene Ontology annotation, biological process: prevention of polyspermy; binding of sperm to zona pellucida. Gene Ontology annotation, molecular function: structural constituent of egg coat; acrosin binding. Bases 42 to 1694 code for a protein of 550 amino acids. Gene Ontology annotation, cellular component: egg coat. The record is from RefSeq and is a predicted model, not a curated record. The transcript is spliced from 7 exons.
AACAUGAACCAUUAUGUUUUUUGCUGGAAGCACAGAGAAAAAUGUGGGGUUCUAUUGUAUUUGUGGUUCUUUGGUUGAAUUCUGUGAGCAAUGCAGCUGUAGCUCGUUGGAGUCCUCGAGCUCUAUCAGAGGAACAACCUCAAACCCCACAGUUUUCUGGGCUGCCAUCUGGGUCUCUGGUUCCCCAGCUUUCUGGGCCACUCUUUUCCCAGCCUUCCGGGCCACUCUUUUCCCAGCCUUCCGGGCCACUCUUUUCCCAGCCUUCCGGGCCACUCUUUUCCCAGCCUUCCGGGCCACUCUUUUCCCAGCCUUCCGGGCCACUCUUUUCCCAGCCUUCCGGGCCACUCUUUUCCCAGCCUUCCGGGCCACUCUUUUCCCAGCCUUCCGGGCCACUCUUUUCCCAGCCUUCCGGGCCACUCUUUUCCCAGCCUUCCGGGCCACUUUUUCCCCAGCCUUCCGGGCCACUUUUUCCCCAGCCUUCCGGGCUGUUACCACCAGGGUCUGAUCCUCAGGUACAGGUAACUACUGCUGAUAAAUGUAAUCUGGAUGAUUCUGACAAGAUUCCCUGUGGUGAACCAGGCUUGGAUGCUUCCCACUGUGGUGCUAUAAACUGCUGCUUUGAUGGGCAGCAGUGCUACUAUGGUAAAACAGUGACUGUCCAGUGCACAGUCGAUGGGCAGUUUGUUUUGGUGGUGGCCCGGAAUACAACACUUCCUAGGAUCAGCUUGGAUUCCAUCAGCCUGUUGGGAGGAAGUGAUGGGCCCUGUGCUGUUGUGGACUAUAAUGCUGACUUUGCUAUAUACCAGUUUCCUGUAACUGCUUGUGGAACAAACGCAAUGGUGUUUAGUGACUAUGUGGUCUAUGAGAACAAAAUGGUGUCUUCCUAUGAAGUUGGUGUGGGACCCCUUGGUUCCAUCACAAGAGACAGCCACUACGAGCUUUACUUCCAGUGUAGAUAUUCUGCUACAAGUGUCGAGUCCCUGGCUGUUGCACUUUCUUCCAAUGAUCCUCCUCUACCUUUAAUGGCUUCUGGCCCGCUCAGGGUAGAGCUGAGGCUUGGCAAUGGUCAGUGUGUGACAAAGGGCUGUGUGGAAGGUGAGCUACUUCAGUAUUGCACUUAUGAUUGUGACUUUAUCUGUGGCCUUUUUUUUGGUAACAAAUUCCCCUGGUUCUCCACAGAGCAAGUAGCGUAUACUUCCUACUAUGCUGAAAAUGACUACCCUGUGACCAAGGUCCUGAGGGAGCCUGUAUACGUUGAGGUGCGCAUGUUGGGGCGAACUGAUCCCAAUCUGGUCCUGGUCUUGGGACACUGUUGGGCAACCUCUACACCUGACCGGGACAGUGUACCUCAGUGGGAUCUUCUGGUGAAUGGGUGCCCGAACAAGGAUGAUCGCUACCUGACCACCCUGGUUCCAGUUGAUGGGUCAUCUGGACUUCAGUACCCCAGCCAUUACAAGCGCUUUGUCCUCAAGAUGUUCACAUUUGUGGAUCGUUCUAUGAACCCCUUGAAAGAGACGAUCUACAUCCACUGCAGCACAGCUGUGUGCUCUCCAACUGCAGGUGCCGCUUGUGAACAAAAGUGCGAUAGAAGGAGGAGAGAUGUUGGAUCGGUUGCCUGGAAAUCGGAGCCUGAAUCAGUUGUGUCUAGUGGAGAAGUGAUUUACACACAAACUGCCCAGCUCCAGCAGGAUUGAUUGUGACUCUGUUCUCAAUAAAGGGGUCUUGCUUUUGAA